AAAUGCAGCAACCAACGUUGUCUUCGAGGAUCAGAGAAUCGGCGGCAGGACUAACAAAAGAUAUACUUUCGAACAACGGCGGUCAUGGCGCUUUGGAAACGACAAACCAGCUCGCAACGCUGAGAAGUGCUCAUAAACUCUCUUCCACUACAUCACGUGGAACAUCAUCGUCGACACAUUUGCCUAGACUAUUGAGUUACCGAGAGCAUACUGUAAAUGGAUCCUUGCGGGACACACCCCUUCAUUUUGGCCUCAAUACGGCUACGGAUGUUGACGCAGAACUUUCUGGUUUUUUGUUGCAAGAAUGCAACAUGAAAGACGCGAGUGCAUCGAGCUCACGAUCUGGAUCAACCUUGAACCUAUCACUGGUUAAUGGAGAUGAUAACGAGCCGUGGCAGAGAGAUCAACUUAGGAGAAACGACAGCUUUGAGCCUGAACUAUCCAGGUCGAAACAAAAGUCACCGGCAGAGUUACGGUAUUCGGCGGACGAGCUAUCGCAGCAGAGUAUCGACCGUGAAGACUCGGAACAUCAUUCGAUAGAUUGGGACGGCCAUCUUGAACAGUCCUUCUCCAAGGCGAACGAGGUCAACUUCCAAGAGCUGUCUACAAGGCAACACAUCAGCGCAAACACAAUUAGAAAUACCUACCAUACGGAAUCGCAACGGCGGAAAGAAAGGGCCCUCAGUAGGCUACACCUUAUCUUCUCGCAAAUGCCUGCCGUAACACAGCCCCAGAAUACUGCUGGGCAGAGGCAGGCAGACUCACUCGAGUCAUCUUAUAACCAACUCUGUGGAGGAGAAGACGCGCAGGAGUGGGCCGAGUUCGAGGCGUCGUUGUUUCGUACUUACAGUGGUCAAACGCAAGCCCUCGGACAGGAUCUCUUGCAAAGACAGCAUCACGAACAGGAUUCGGCCAUGAUCACAGGGAGGCAAGCACCAAUAGGUGACAGCCUCCAUGAAAAUCAUAUGUUGCAACGUUUGGAGCCGUCAAGGGAGGCUUUACUACAGCAGAAACAAGCACUGACAAACAAAGGUGGAGAGCAGUCNAAGAAUGAGGAAUCCAUGGUCGAGUUUCAUUGCCCAUGGAUUGACUGUAAUAGCAUGUGUGCCGACUACAUUCGGAACACCGAUGACCCGGACUCUCUCCCAUGUGCGCAUACCGGUUGUGAGCUCGAGUUCGCUACUGAAGAAGUGUGGCGCAAGCACGUUUCUAUUGCUCACCACAAUUUGCUUCCUAGACCUCAGCCGACCGGUGAAAUCGAUAUGGAAGCUGCUUGGGAGAAAAUCCAGGCC
Molecule: messenger RNA, 1292 nt
Organism: Aureobasidium vineae
Lineage: Eukaryota; Fungi; Ascomycota; Dothideomycetes; Dothideales; Saccotheciaceae
Source: the annotation of a GenBank genome assembly